Penicillium crustosum is the source of this 624-nucleotide messenger RNA. RefSeq lists its product as uncharacterized. The coding region runs from base 1 to 624 and encodes 207 amino acids. NCBI's taxonomy places the organism in Eukaryota, Fungi, Ascomycota, Eurotiomycetes, Eurotiales, Aspergillaceae. The transcript is spliced from 2 exons. The record is from RefSeq and is a predicted model, not a curated record.
AUGAUUGAAGAAGACUGUGCAAUGAUCAAGGCGACUGAGGAAUAUCAAGAUGUAGUGGAGGCAUUUGGGCUCUCGCCUACCAGGUGGUGGAAUAAGAGGCAUCUCAACGCAAGAAACACCUGGAGCAUCCCAGAUCAUCUCGUGUGCUUGUGGGACGAUCUUGAGCUAGUCACGGCUCGGGACGGUAGUAUGCAUCCGCUGUCCCCAAUGAGAAUAGAAUCACUUCUCCUCGCUCUACUUGUGGACAAGAUCAAGAAAGAGUCCCUCAAUCCCCAUGGGCCCCUAAACUCGCCCCACUGGAGCUUUCGAAAGCAGGUAUUCACGCUAGGAAUGGAAGACGACAAAGGUAUAGCCCCAUAUAAAAUCAUUGACUACAUUUUAUGGUAUGGCCACUGCUGGGAGCUAGAAACAAACAUGAUCGUUAUGAAGUCGAAAAGUCCGGUGUCUCAGAGUUGGACUCUGCUUCAAAACAUGGCGAGUAUCCACCAUGCUCGGAAGCUCGCAGAAAGGGACGCAGUUAUCUAUGGUGUUAUAACUGACGGGUCAAAAUGGGUAUUCAUACAUCUGACCAACAAAAGUCGGGUAGGUAACCCUGGAACCCCCAGUGUGUUUGAGGAAGUUUGA